GCCAGCUUUUCCCUAGAGCGCGGGACUUUUCCUAGGGAGGUGGACUUUCCGCUGGGCUGCCGACUUUCCCCCGGGCGACCUUCAUUCCUCAAGACUCCGCUAGCUUUCAGACCGCGCUGCCUGCACCCGGAGCCCCGAAGCUCAUGGAGCAGCAGGGACGGAGCGCAGCAGGCGCCCAGGCGGGGAGCGGCCGGGCCGCCAGGCGAGCGCGGGGAGCCGGACCCCGGAGCCCCAAGACUCUGAUCUUCGUGGUCUGCAGCCUCCUGCUUCAGGUCUCACCUGUCUCACCCAGAGUCAUCAGUCCUGACAUAGUUAAGCAAUUAGCUGGCCCGCAGAUGUGGAGGGACAGCCACCGAGAGAAACAGUGUCAACCAGGAUUCUAUCUGUCUGGAGAGAGUGGAAGUUGUAUAUCCUGCAUAGAUGGAAAGGAGUAUACCAGCCAUCAAAACCAGCUUCCUUCCUGCAAGCUCUGUGCUGUUUGUAAAUCAGAUGAAGAAGAAGUGGCCCCUUGUACGACAAUACAAAACAGAAAGUGUCAGUGUAAAACAGGCACUUUCCGUGAAGAAAAUUCUCCAGAGUUCUGCAAGAAUUGUAGUUCUAGAUGCUCUGAAGGGAUGAUGGAGAUCCAGGCCUGUACCCCUAGGAAUGACAGGAUAUGCGUCAGCCGCGAAGCAGGCAGUGCACAGUCCGGGACUGUACCUGUGGUUCUAAGUGUGUGUGUUCUGGUGCUGCUGUUGGGGCUGAUCAUACUGGCAUGGUGGUACCGUAAACGUCUGUCAGGUGUUUUAGCUGUCUUCAUGAACACAGUCUGUUCCAGGUUCAUCUGUCGCCAAAGUGAGCCUGGGGCUUCGGACAAUGCCUACAAUGAGAGGCAGAGCCUCAGAGAAUCAAGGUCUGUGGAGGUCUCUGAGCAGGAACAAGAAGGCCAAGAGCUGGCAGAACGGGCAGGUGACAGUAACCAGGCCCCAGUGGAAGCAGCACCAGCAGGUGCCACUGGCCAGGCCCCAGAGGAAGUAGCCCUUCUGUUGGCCUCAGCAAGAGCUGACACAUUGCAGACCAAGAGGCGACAGCUGGUUCCAGCUACAGGUGUAGACCCCACUGAAUCCCUGAGACUCUGCUUUGAUCACUUUUCAAACAUCAUACCCAUCACAUGCUGGGACCGGCUCCUGAGAAGGAUGGGCUUAUCAGACAAUGACAUCCACGUGGCCAGAGCAAGGGCUGGAGACCCCCACAGUGCCUUGUAUGAAAUGCUGAUGACUUGGCUCAACAGAACAGGGCGAAAAGCUUCCAUCAACACCCUGCUGGAUGCCUUGGAUGAUGUGGGGGAGAGAGCUGCAUGGGAGAAAAUAGAGAAUUACCUGGUGGGUUCUGGAAACUUUAUCUAUAAAGAUGAUGGAGCCGACUCUGCUUUCCCUUAUCCAAAAAUGACCCAGAGGCAACCCUUCCCAGCCAACAAAGAAGAAAAAAUAUCUUUUCUAGGCUUUUAAAAAUAUAUUUAUAUAUCUAUAAUUUAUUUUUCUGUUCUAUCAGUGGACACCUUUUUAAAAUAAAUAUUUGUAACAUUUCAUAUAAAGACUGUUGAGGUGGA
Erinaceus europaeus (western European hedgehog) is the source of this 1588-nucleotide messenger RNA. Its product is annotated as tumor necrosis factor receptor superfamily member 10B-like. The transcript is spliced from 10 exons. Bases 144 to 1487 code for a protein of 447 amino acids. Gene Ontology annotation, cellular component: plasma membrane; cell surface. The record is from RefSeq and is a predicted model, not a curated record. Gene Ontology annotation, molecular function: TRAIL binding. Lineage: Eukaryota; Metazoa; Chordata; Mammalia; Eulipotyphla; Erinaceidae. Gene Ontology annotation, biological process: TRAIL-activated apoptotic signaling pathway; positive regulation of apoptotic process.